This is a messenger RNA of Lactuca virosa, 444 nucleotides long. NCBI's taxonomy places the organism in Eukaryota, Viridiplantae, Streptophyta, Magnoliopsida, Asterales, Asteraceae. The record is from the annotation of a GenBank genome assembly.
AUGGCUUCAGAACCAGAGUUAUCAGUAUCUCGUUUGACCGAGAGGCUCAUGGAGAUGCCUUUCCUUUCAGGCUUCACAACCACCAGGCCGGAAUCGGAUUCAUGUCGCGAUUCCGAACAUCCGGAUCACGAAUCUACAAACAGUCUUCAUCAUCAGGGUUCGUCACUCGACAGGAUCAUCCUGAUCAACCCAGUGGCGCAAGGAAUGGUGGUGAUCGGAGGUGGCGCUACUACUGGUUUCGAAUCCCUGAUGAACGAUCUGAUGAGGAAGGACGGCCAGCCACCGACGCCUCAAACGUCGAUCGACGCCAUGCCGACUGUGGAGAUAAAAGGUACGGAUGAAAUAGAGAGUUUAGGGGGUGAGUGUGUGAAGAACAACAACGAGCAACAAUUCAGUCGGCAAUGGAAGCCAGCUCCGACCUUCCUCUAUUCUUCGAGAUUAUGA